CAGACGGCGGGGUCUCAGUUCGAUGGCAUCUUUAUGGAAGUAAAUUAAAGGAAAUAAAUGACUAGUAUACAAGAUACUAUUAAACUCUAUGUAAAUUCAAAGUGAAAAUGUGGUGUUUUAAUAUUGUUUGAACUGUAUUUACACGGAAACUUCGUGUAAAUUGUAUUAUAAAGAUGUAUAUUCACUACACGUUAGGAGCCAUUUUUAUUGUAUUUAUUUUGUGCGUUCAUUGUGAUAAUGCUGGGACUAACAACGAAAUACUGGAAAUUUAUGUUCCGUCCUCCCCACAAAACCUGACAGCGAACAAAGUUACAUCAGAUGAGAUACAUUUAUUGUGGGCCCCGCCAGCCACCUAUACAGUCCAAAGACAGAGCAAUGAUGAUAUAAACAUCGAUAGGCAGACUCUUAAACCCGAACCGGAUCUGACGGUCCUCGCUAAAGACACGCAAGCAGAUGAAGCCAUGAACGAUGAUGGCAAGGACUACAAAAUGGAAGCGUCGAAGGACUCGGACUACACGUACAACUUCUACAAGAGUGACAAACAGAAGUACAGCGAGGAUUUUUUAGAUAAUGAUAACUAUAGGGUCAAAAGGGACGUUAGAUCGCACAGGCAUAGGAAAAGAAGACAGGAGAAUUCCACGGAUACGAAGAUAACUAUGGAGAAGGGUAUGGAUGGUGUGGAGACUCACCAGGCUUUUGAACUGCCGAUAGAGAUCGUCAAGAAAUCUAUGGCGUUGCCCUCCCGGAAGGAUAUAACGCAAAUAGCAUUCGUUCUAUACUACGAAGAAGGUGUGACGAUAAAGAAGGCGUCCACUGAUUCCAUCAUAGCAACAGUUCAGAGUUCGGAAGAAAUCAAACAGAGGAACGUGUUCAGAAGCGAUCUGGGCAUACAAGAUAAUUACAACGCCACCAAAAACUUGACCUUACUUAACACCUCCGGGGUCCAGACUAAAGUCGUUGGAUUCAGAUUGAGGAAUUUAAAACCAUUCACACCGUAUAAGAUAUGGGUGCGUGCGUUUUAUAACAUACCCUUAGCCGGUGUGAUGUCGUCCGACCUCCUGGCCCGCCUGGGACCCCAGUCCGAGUCCCUCUACGUGUUGACGGACGUUAGACCUCCAUCAGCACCUGUUAUACUCAACCUGACCUGCGACCAACAGAAUGGUAUUCUCUACCUGCAAUGGCGUCAACCUCUCGAGUACAACAACUCGUUAGACCAGUACGUGGUGACGCUGAGGAAGAUACCGGAACAGCAGCCGAGGACCAGACUCACGCUGUUCACCAAGAAGGAGGACAUCGAGACUAUGAUCAGUGUUAAAGUGGAUUUAUCAAACUCUACAAUGUACGAGGUGAAGAUUUACGCCGUGACCUUAUCAGUGGCGACGCCGAAAACACUUAUCAAUGGAUCGGAAUCACCUCCGAAGGAUGUGUCGAGUGAGUCGUGCGCGGUGGUAGCGGCACGAGCGGGGAUCGCGGAUAUGGAGGGCGAAGCGCCGGGUGCUCCGGCAGCACUGUUGGCUGCCGCCCUACUAGCCGCUCUAGCAGCCGGUGGAGCCGCCCUAGUUUACUGGAGAUGUAGAUCUCGUGUGAGCAAAUGUAUCAGCGCCGCUUACAAUUACUUGGAAGAGGGUGGUGAGAGAGCGGCCAGGGCUCCACUAAAUAUAAACAAGAAACCUCCUGUAAGUCAGUCCCCGGUGGCAGCUUGUGGUGGUGGCGUGUCCUCGUCUCGUCCACCUCGCAUGUCCGGUCCCUCACAUCCGGUGGUGAAAGCGAGGGACUUCCCCUCACACGUGGCCUCGUUACACGCUGACGGAGAUAUAGGAUUCAGCAAAGAGUAUGAGAUAGUGGUGGGUAUGUCCGCUGCCCUGGGACACACCAGCCAUCACAGCUACCGACCGGAGAAUAGGCUUAAGAACAGAUAUCUGAACAUAACAGCCUACGAUCAUAGCCGCGUGUGCGUAUCCGUGGGUGGUAGGUGUGGCGCGGCGGGGUGUGUGGGCGCGGGGAGGGGGGCCGCCUGCGAUUAUGUCAACGCUAAUUUCAUAGACGGCAUGCUACCGGCCUUAAAUCCCACCGCCAAGAGACGGAUAGAGAAGAAACUAGAGAGGAGAGCCAGGCCGGACAGGCAACCCUCAGUCCGAGCUACUAAGCCGCCACCGAAUCUCUCAGACGGCAUCGAAUCAGCGUUCCUGAACAUUGAGUUUUCAGGGAUAGUAGAGUCUGAAGAGCGGACAGACUCGGACAGCGACCGGAGUGACGAUGACGACCAGCUAGAUGAUGUUUACGUUGACAUCAAUGGCGUCCCCCGUCAGAUCAAGCUGGAGUGGGUGGUGUGGCGGCGACGGUACAUCGCCACUCAAGGCCCCACGCCAGCCACACUAGACGCCUUCUGGCGGAUGAUCUGGCAGCACAGGGUCUGCACCUUGGUCAUGAUCACCAACCUCGUGGAACGGGGCAGGCGUAAGUGCGACAUGUACUGGCCGGCGGGCGGGCGCGGCAGUUCCGCGGAGUUCGGCGGUAUACACGUGACGCUGCUGUAUGAGGACGUGAGGGCCGCUUACACCGUCAGACAUCUCAGGGUCAAGAGUACAGUCGCGGGUAGCGAAUCGUCGAGCGAGUCGAGUACAGCGAGUGGCGAGGGUCGCCACGUUGUCCAGUACCACUACACCGUGUGGCCCGACCAUGGCACGCCACGGCACCCGUUAGCUGUGUUGCCGUUCGUACGGGCCGCUGCAGAUCCGGCAACCGUGCUCGUUCAUUGCAGUGCGGGUGUUGGAAGAACGGGUACAUACAUAGUGAUAGACGCACAACUGAAUCAAUUAAAACUCACGGGAACCCUGUCGCCUUUAGGGUUCCUCUGUCGCGCGCGAACGCAAAGGAACCAUUUAGUGCAGACCGAGGAACAGUAUGUAUUCGUACAUGACGCUCUGUUAGAGUACGUGCGUUCGGGUAACACAGAAGUGGAGUUCACAAAAGCUAGGGAAUAUCUGGCGAAGCUUCUAGAACCGAUAUCAGAGGAGGAGCUAGCGGUUAUGGACCUUAAUCCUAUAAAGCAUAAGAGCGUUAACGAAAUGAACGGCGAGAACGACAUGUCGAGUGUUAAAUCUAUAGAAUGUAGCGAUAAUAUAGUAGAAAAUGGAAGCAGUCAAGUGUCGAUAAAAACUGACGAAUUGAACAGCGAAAGUAAAUCAUCUGUGGACAACCAAGAGAAGGAUGGAUUGGUCAACGGCGAUGACUCGGAGGGAGUUUAUGAUCUGGCGCCGAGGUCCACAGAUACUUAUAAUAAGAAAAUGGCGGCCUAUAACAGCAUGAAUGAACAAGAGAAAGAGGAAAUGCGCAGAGUAAACCGAGCCGAAAACUACGCGCUGUUGGAACGGAUGCGCUCUUUAUCGAACAGGCAUCAACUGUACCAAGGACCUCCUCCUGUUAACUUGUUAGAAAAACAGAAUCAGUUGAUAACACGUUCGUGUGUGGAGGCGAGUGUGUGUGCUCGAGCUCCUCACAACGCUGAUAAGAACAGACCGGGUGGCAUCCUACCCUCAGACUCCGCCAGGGUCAUGUUGGUACCGAAACCCGGUGUUGAAGGAAGUGAAUAUAUAAAUGCUUCGUGGGUUUGUGGCGUGCGUCGUGUGAGAGAGUACGCCGUGUGUCAACACACAGAGGCACCUGACCCGUGGCGGCUGUUGUGGGAUCACACCGCACAACUAGUGUUGUUACUACACGAUGAUGAACAUCCGGAGUGCGAUGUGUUUUGGCCGACAGAAGAUGAGAAGGAACUGUUCGUGGCUAAUUUCCGUGCGAGCUUUGUGUCUAAGGAAGUAUAUGUGGCGCACAGGAGAUCGGAUAGGACGAGUCGAACAGACACACCCAGCGAGCCCGAGACCAACGGGUACAGAAGGCAGGAGGGCAGCGACUGUGCUGACGACGAACGGCUCAUACCUGAUAAUAAUUCACCAGUUAAUAAUACGGAACCAUCCUACAGGUUCGACAGGACGGAACUCCGAUUGGAGCGUCUCAGUAACAGAGAUCUGUCCGCCCGGAAAUCCAUAGCGAACGGAGAUUUAUUCUCGUCAUUAUCAGAGAAGAAGAACGGUCCAAAAUCACCGAGAAGUCCGUCGAAGAUGUCGUUGAAGAACUUUAAGCUGAGCUCUCCCACCAAGUUCAAAUUCCCCGAGUGGGGUUCUAGAGCGGCUGGUUCACCGCCAGAUACUGCACCACCACCGCCACCUAUCACACCAUCGCUCACCGUAGAAGAGGAAGCUGAACUACGAAGACCCGUGUACACAUUCGAAAAAGUAAAACACCUCCCAAACGUACCAUCAGACAGGGUUAUAGAAGUGACAAACGUGAGCGUGCAUUCAUUGCAGGACGAUUACCAGUUAAGUGUUAAGUUCAUAAAGUGCAGUGGCUGGUUGAAAGGUGCUACCACCAAAUACAGCGCGGGUCGGCCGGAUGAUAAUGAAUACGUUCGUGCUGUGAGGCAUUCCAGCGGGAGCGAACGGGAAGCGGCCAUCGAUAGGCUCAUAGCGCCCUACCAGGAUUCGUUCGCGUUGAUAGAGUUCGUCGCUGGAUGUCAGAUGGAAUACAAGAAUGGACCGGUUGUUGUUGUUGACAAAUACGGCGGCUGGCGAGCGUUAACUUUUUGUUCGCUAAGCGCUGCGUGUGGUGGAGUAAGGAAUCCAGAUAUCAAGGAACCUGGCAGUGAGUGGGCUUCACCCUGUGUGGCCGCUGAUUUAUACUGCAGUAGUGCUCUGAACGCUCACGCCCGCUGCCAGGCCUCACCAAAUUCCCCGGCCUCACAGACUUCUCAGACUUCUCAGGCCUCACAGAGCUCUCAGACCUCUCAGGAACGUCCCGUGACCCACUCGCCGGAGGCUCUGCUAGCGGCUUACUGCGCUCUCACCGCGUACGCAACUAAACUACCGAGGCCCGAUAGCUGAACCUGGUCUCCGUCAUCAGAACAGGUGUCCAGGUGAAUGUACUGUAAUACUCACUGUGUUGUGUACAAACUGUUUAAGUGUAAAGGUGCAUGUGUUUUUGUUUACUCAGUGUUGUCAUAUUGAAGCUGAUGGUUGUAAACGAAAUGUCAUGUAAGUAUUGAAUAAGGUUAACUUUAUUGCAAUGUUAAUAAUAUAUUACUAAUUUGAUGUUAUUUCAAGUCUGUAUGUGUGUAGAAUGUUCUUUUUUUUUUUAUAAAUGUACCAAAAAUUAUGUUUUAGAUAUCUUAAUAUUUUAUUUUAAUUACACUUUGAUUAUAAUUUUUUACAUUUUGUAUUUUUUUUUUAUAUAUAUAUCUUAUAUUUAAAAUGAUUUUACAUGCAUUUAUUCCCAAAUAUUAUUUAGUUGCUAAUGUCUAAGGCCUCUUGUAAUAUGUGAAACAUUGGAUUAUGAAUAAGGUUAUAUUAAAAUUUGAAAUUGCUGAAGCCUGUAUGUUAUAGCUAACUUUUCAAAUAAAAAAAAAAUUACUGUUAUAAUGUUGAAAGGAUAUAUUUUCGUAUCUUUAAAUAACUAUAUUUGAAGAAAACUGCAAUAAUAUAAUAUUCUUGUCCAUUUUCCAAUUAUUUCCCAUAUCAGUGUAAAAUAUUAGGUUAUUAUUUAUAAUAUAAGUGUUUUGUCUUUCAAAUGACUGCCCAUUAUGGCUUUAAACACAUGUCUCACAUGUUUAUUGCCGCUUGGGAAUAUGCUUUGUUAGUCAGGUAGCCUGUCUGGCUGAGCUGCCAGUCAGUAUAGCGACCACUUGUUAAGCUAUUUGAACAAGAUUUCGUACAUAUAGUGUCUGGUUGUAUCGAACGUAUUUAAAAUUUAAAUGUUUUGUAAGAUAAAUUCUUAUGAUAUUAAUGUGGUUGUGUGCAUCAUUAAGAUAAUUUUCACAUAUGACCUACGGUUGGUGAGAUUGCUUUUUAAUGAUAUCUGAAUAGUAUUUAAAAAUAUAUAUAUAUAUUAAUUUCAACAAAAGUCACAUGUAUACUAAUGGCUUACUGAUUUAAGAUAUUCCUAUAAAACAGUCUUACUCAGCCAGUAACAAUGAAUUUACCACAUAUAACGACCAUGUAUAUUAGAUGUAGCAUUCUCGACUUUGAUAUGUAAAAAUUUUUUUUUUAUUUAGUAUUUAAUGAGAUGUAUUAGAAUUUAGUCCAUUUUAUUGGAUAGGUUUCUAUCAGUUUACACUAAUAUAAAUAUUACGUCACAUUUCAUAUUAAUUACUUCAAGGUGUUUACAUUAAUAUUUUUCUUAUAUAUAUAUAUUUUUUUUUUAUUAUUUGCUCAUUGGUUAAUUUAUUUAAAUAUAAAUCAGAGAAAUCUUAGCUCGAGUAUUUAAUAUGUUUUAUUGUCAUCCUAUUUAAAAUGGACUGAAUGUUUUUAGAUAUCUCAAUACCUUUUCGACUAUACACGAAUAAUAGUUUUAAUAUGAUAUAAUAUAAUUCCUACUAAAUCAUUAAUGGUCCAUUGUUUUUAUUGUAAUCUAGCGUUUUAAUGUUAUUGUGAAGACUGCUUUUGGUGGUUGGUCAAUUAUGAUGGGAUUCCGUUCGGUCAUGCUGGGUGAUUCUACUACAGAAAAUAAUCUAUAUAUAAUGAGUUUUAAAUAGAAUUAUUUAGUGAUUAAUUUUUUUUUUUUUUUUUUAUUCAAAGUAUACUCUGUUUAUGUAUUUAUGAAGAAAUUAGAAAGAAUUGCCCACGUUAGUUGUUUUGCGAUAUAUCAUAGUGCAGGAUUUGUAAAUAGAUUAUAGCUUCCGUAUUAAAUAUGAUUGCAUUUAAUUAGUUUUUGAACCGUUGUAUCGAUCAAAGUAUAUGAAUAUUUUAUAAUUGUAAUAUUAUGAUAUUUACUGACGAAUUCUACAUAUGUAAUAAGUAUUAAAGUUAUGAUUGGUUUGAAAACUAAUUGAUUGUACAGUGCAAUAGCUGUUUAUGUAGGUGUGUAUAGAUAAUCGAGCACAAUUUUUUUUUAUACUGUAUUUCUUAUUACCUACAUUUGGAGUCGAGUAUAAGGUUGGACAUACCACAAAUUAUAUAUUAAUGUUUUAAUUUAAACAAAGGUAUCUGUUGUCUCAAUGAAUAAGCUACUACUGAAAUUUAUUUUCUGUUAAGAAUGCGGGGGUUCCCCUUGGUUUUAAUUUUUGUAUAGCGCCAUCUUUUGGAUGUUUUCUUAAUUUUUUAAUUCCGGAGUUAUUUCUUCUUACUAAUAUCUAUCAAGCCAUUCCGAUGAUAAAGCAACAGAACUAUUUUAGUGUGUACCGAUAUUAAAUUUCAAAUACUUUGGUUUGUCAAUGUUCCUUAUUCAUUUUGUUUUUAAUAAUUAUAAAAGGCCAGUAAAUUUGUUAAUUCCACUUGAAAUAUAUUGCUACUGUUUUUUUCAUAUAGCAACACUUUUAUUUAGGUAACUAUAUUUUUCAAUAUAGUUUAUAAUAUUAAUAUAUAAAUCUAUGCGGUGUGUCCAACUACGAUUUGUACUAUAGUUGGAUAGGAGCGGACUAUAGUUUGUGCGCUGGAAGCUCUUGUAUGUGCCAUUUUAGGCUUAGUUAAGUAUAAUCGCGUAGUUAGUUUGAAUUCUAUUCCGUAUACAGUAUAGACGUUUUUCGCUUAGCAAAAUUCUUUUUUUACAUUUUACAAUAUCUUUUAAAUAAAUAGCAGCUGCGAAUGAAUGAGAUAGAUUAUUAUUAAGUCUGUUUAUAUGUGGAAAAAAUGGCAGUGGUAUGGGGAUAUAUGAUGAUAAAAAAACGAGUCAGCCUUUUCAUACUUUAUAUGUAACGUUGUGUGUAUCUUAAAUAAUAGUUAGGUUUUUUUUUUAUACUUUUGUAUUUUAUUGAAAAUAAGUAUUAAGUUAAAUUUAUCUAAGACGCAUUAUUUAGGGUGAUCUUAUAUUUAUGUUUCCUGAUCAGACAAAUGCUUACAUAUAUAUGUAUGUAUGUAUGUAUGUAUGUGAGUGUGUGUGUGUGUAUUCCUUAGUUACAGUAAAAAACAUUACGUACUAAUGUGCCAAUUCCAGCUUCCAUUUUGUAAUUGACAUUCCAUUGAAGUUCAAAUUUAUUAAACCUUAAAAAUCUCAAACCCCCAAAUAUAGUAUGUAUGUUAAAACGAUUUUAGUUGAGUAUGCUUACUCCGAGUUUUGCGUCGUCCCUACAUACGGAGCGUUAACAAUUUUCCAUUCGUAAAUCUUAACACAUUAUCAUGUUAACGUGGGUCAUUGAAUGAGAGACGUGAAACACUUCGUAUGUAGUGUAGCUAUACUAACUUGUUCUAAGCAUUUAUAUAUAUAUAUAUAUAUACAUAUUUUUUUUUUUCAUAUUUAAUACAUCGGGAUAUUUUAAAAAUUAUUUCGUCUAUUAAAAGUGCACAAAAAUAAUGACAAUUCCUUUUUUGAAUUACGUCCUCGAAGUUUAGGAGAGACGUAACGGAAAUGUUUACUAAUAAAAAUAUUCCCUAGAAAUGAUAGCUUUUUUUUCUGUAUAAAUAAUUAUAGUAUUGAAGUUUUUUAACAUAAAAUCAUUUUCCUUAACACUGAUGACGACGGAAAUUACGACAUUUAGUUACUUAUUAUUUACAUGAUAAAGCACAAUUGAAAGACUAUCAAUGUAUUUGUAUGAAGCGUUCUCUACUAUCAUCAUCAUCAUCAUCAUCAUCAUGAUGAUUUCUACUAUAUCCGUAAUUAAAUGCACAGUUCGUCUUACUUAUAAUGGUAUAGAAAAUCAGAAACGAAUUUUCGACACUAUAGAUUUUACGGUGUGUUUAAAUUGAUUUGUAAAAAAAAUUAAGGCUGACUCAAGAAUUAGGCGACAUUCAAACUAUACGACUUUCAGUAGCGACUACCGUUUUUUUUUCUGAUAAAUCCUUAGAUAGCACAGACUACAUUUUAACAAAUGACUGAUAAGUUAACUAUCCAGUGUUUAACUACGGUUUAGCUGUCUGUUUUAAACUCCCGUUCAAACGUAUUUAACUGUGUAAUCUGCGGGUUUGAUGUUAACAUUGAAUUCUCGAGCUUCUAUAUGAAAAAGAUUUUUCUUUACUAUCAUUAAAUAACGACUUUCACAAUGUGAACUGCACAAACUGUGUGUGCGCGUGAUCCGUGUAGCUAUAAAUAACUUAGGGUGUACAGUGUAACCCCCAAUGUACAUCACAUUUUAUAUGUAAAUGAUAUUACUUAUUUAUUAUUUAAUGUAACCGCCUGUAUUAUUUUAAAUGUAAAAAUAUACAAGAAAUUAUGUA
Danaus plexippus (monarch butterfly) is the source of this 9197-nucleotide messenger RNA. RefSeq lists its product as uncharacterized. The coding region runs from base 174 to 4937 and encodes 1587 amino acids. The transcript has 21 exons. The record is from RefSeq and is a predicted model, not a curated record. Gene Ontology annotation, molecular function: protein binding; protein tyrosine phosphatase activity. Gene Ontology annotation, biological process: protein dephosphorylation. Lineage: Eukaryota; Metazoa; Arthropoda; Insecta; Lepidoptera; Nymphalidae.